Messenger RNA from Cydia pomonella (codling moth), 1255 nucleotides. RefSeq lists its product as uncharacterized. The record is from RefSeq and is a predicted model, not a curated record. The coding region runs from base 132 to 1145 and encodes 337 amino acids. The transcript has a single exon. NCBI's taxonomy places the organism in Eukaryota, Metazoa, Arthropoda, Insecta, Lepidoptera, Tortricidae.
AUCAGUAGCUACUUAUUUAAACUCAAGCAUUCCGUUGUUUUUGAAAGUUUUGACAGCAAGUUAUCUCAUGUGUAAUGUUAUGUUAUGUUUAAUUUGAAGACUGAAUUGCACAUAGAAGAAAUCGAUUACAUAUGGAUUCUCAAAAUUUGGAUGUAAGUUACGAGCCAAUGGACGUAGAUUUAAGCUCCAAUACCAUCAAGAAUAUGGACGAUACACAUUCUGAACCUGAAGACCGAAAAACUAUUUCAAGAUCGUCUUCUCCUAUAACAUUUUUUACAACUCUUAUUAAACAAGAACCUGUAAUGGAAAAUAUGAACCCAGUUUCAGUUUGUGACAGUGAAGCAAAAGGCUUCCAAAAUGUUAAGAAGUACCAUAUUAUUAUGCAGCCAAAAAAGACAAUAGGAUCAUGCCUAUUGGUAAAACUUUCAGUUUUAUUUGUACUCUUCGCAUGUGCGUUAGUAUAUCAGAAUACAUUCACGUGUUGUGAAGGAUUAGAUACAACUAAUAUGAAAGAGAUACUUAGUAGACAAUUGUAUGGGCAAAAGAGGGCUAUUGAGUUAAUAUCAAGAUCACUGGAUGCUCGAGUAAAUAGCAAGAUCUUAUUUCUAUAUGGUGGUACAGGAGUUGGAAAGACAUAUGCUACCACUCUGAUGUUUGAAGAAGUGUGGAACAUGACAAAUGUUUACCACUACUUGAUGCCUAGUUUCAUGGAGACAUUUCCGGAUGAUUUGUUAUUAGGUAUGUCCUUUUGUAAGUCCUCCAUAUUGAUUGUUGAUGACUUAUCACGCAAUGACUUCCAUAUCAAGGAGCACAUAAAAAAUGUUAUUGAUAAAAGUGAAUAUUUAAAGAAGAAUAUAACUGUUAUUCUGAUCUACAAUUAUGAUAACAUUGAAAAGAAUUUAAUGAAGAAUUCAAACGCAGCUUUCUUUGAGUUUGAGCUGAGAGAGGCUUUUAGUGACAUAGAUGCUUAUAAAGAAUUUAUUAAAUUCGAGCCACUAACUGAGGAUCAUCUGAAAUUAUGCAUAACGUAUGAAUUGGGGUAUCACAAUGUGGCCAACAUGGAGCAGAUAGUGAAGAAUUUUAAUGUAACGCUGGACGGCUGUAAAGGUGUUCACACUAAAAUGAAGCUUUUGAAUGUUUUCUGAUAUUAGGUAUGUUAUAAUUUUGAUUUAAAUUUGUAGCUAGACGCUUGUAGUUAUGUUGAUUAUAAAAUUAUUAAAAUGAUGAUUUACAAAUUAUACAAAUCCCACAUGAA